Tarenaya hassleriana is the source of this 1122-nucleotide messenger RNA. Its product is annotated as BRISC and BRCA1-A complex member 1-like. The coding region runs from base 73 to 1008 and encodes 311 amino acids. NCBI's taxonomy places the organism in Eukaryota, Viridiplantae, Streptophyta, Magnoliopsida, Brassicales, Cleomaceae. Gene Ontology annotation, cellular component: BRISC complex; BRCA1-A complex. The transcript has 3 exons. Gene Ontology annotation, biological process: positive regulation of DNA repair. The record is from RefSeq and is a predicted model, not a curated record.
GUAAAGGAGUAGAAGAUCUCUCUGAUUCCCAGAUCGAAGUGAAGAGCCCGGAGACGGAGACGCAGUCUGAGGAUGAAGGAAGACGGAUCGGCGGCUUCCCGAGCGUGUAGGUACGCGCUGAAACCAACGCGAGUUAGCAACGAAGACAUUCUUAUCUGCGUAGAUGUGGAUGCGGCAUCGACGAUGGAGAUGAAGACGACGGGAUCAAACGGGAAGCCAUUGAUGAGGUUGGAUUGCAUCAAGCAAGCGAUUCUUCUGUUCGUCAAUUGCAAGCUCUCGAUCAACCCAGAUCACCGAUUUGCUUUUGCUACGCUUUCUGAAUCCGCCACUUGGCUUAAAAAAGACUUCACCAGUGAUGUUGAAUCUGCUGCUUCUGCCUUACGAGGAUUGUCAGCUGUUACCUCAUCCUGUGGUCAAGCAGAUCUCACACUUCUCUUCCAGUUAGCAGCUCACGAAGCCAGAAAAUCUCGAGCACAGGACCGAAUCUUGAGGCUGGUUGUCGUGUACUGCAGACCAUCCGUGAAACCGACCCAUGAUUGGCCUGUGAAUCAAAAGCUCUUCACGUUAGAUGUUAUGCACCUGCACGAUAAGCCCUGUGAAGAAGUGUACGGUUCUCUUGUGGAUACCGUGAGGCGUGUUUCAGAGUACAAAGGGUACAUCUUCGAUAGCGGGCAAGGGCUGGCACGAUCUGUUUUCGAGUCCAUGUCUGUCCUGUUAUCGCAUCCUCAACAACGGUGUGCUCAAGAUGAUCUCGACACUCCCAAGCCUCUGAUAGCCCACCGUUACAUGAAAGAUUCACGUACAAGUGAGAAGAACGGUAAGCCGACAAGGGUCCGGGAGAGGAGAAGUGUCCGAGAGAGGAGACGGCCGAGGAGUGUCCAGGUUCUGCCAGGGCCGAGAGGUUUGGCCAAGGUUCGGGGUUGUGUUAUGUUUUAUGUUUAUCGUUAUUGGUUUUUGGGUGUUUUAUUAUUAUUAUUAGGUCGGGAAUUAAGAAAUAAGUGGGCCUAGAUCUAUUUGUUUCUAUUGGGUUAGAAAACUUAGGAAAUAAAUGGGUCUAAGGGGCCCGAUUAGGGUUUCGGCAUCCGAAUAAAGAAUCGGAGAAAUUUUAUCACAAGAUUUGAG